Molecule: messenger RNA, 1643 nt
Organism: Stegastes partitus (bicolor damselfish)
Lineage: Eukaryota; Metazoa; Chordata; Actinopteri; Pomacentridae
Product: caspase recruitment domain-containing protein 14-like
Exons: 11
Biological process (GO): regulation of apoptotic process
Cellular component (GO): cytoplasm
Molecular function (GO): CARD domain binding
Source: RefSeq, a predicted model, not a curated record
GCUUCUGUGUGCUGAGGCGUUGGCUCCAUCUGCUUCACCUGUGUCCCAGCAGCAGGCAACAACGACUUUUUUAACACGCUCGAGAUGGCGGGGGAUUUUGUUCUCGAGGGUCCAGACCUGAAGGAGAUGGGCGAGGAGGAACUGUGGGAGCUGAUUAACGACAAUCGCCACCGGAUCUCCUUGGGUGUGCGGCCGUGCAUCGUGAUCCCGUACCUGAGGCAGGCCAGGGUCCUCACCGAGAUGGACGAGGACGAGAUCCUCUCCUGCCACAACCUCACCAACCGCUGCAUGAGAACCAGCUACAUGCUGGAUCUGCUGAGGACCCAGGGGAGGAACGGUGCUGUGGCCUUGCUGGAGAGCCUGAUGAUUCAUUACCCGACCCUCUACACCCAAGUCACCGGACGCAAGCCCAGUACUGAGCCCUCAAGAUUCAGUGGCCUGAUAAAGUACUCAGAGCUGACUGAGUACCUGGUCAGAGCAGUGACGGGGAUGCAGAAGGAGCUGCAGGAGGCUCGCUGCGAGGCCGGCCGGAUGAGCGCUCGCUGCGUCUCCCUGGAGUCGGAGAUCGGACAGAUAAUGGAGCAGGAGGAGAAGUCGAGAUGCCUCCAGUCCGAAAACGAGCGAAUGCAGAGAUACUUGUGCUCUUUGCAGCGUGAAGUGACCAAGCUGAAGGAUGAGAAGUGCGACUUGUACAUACGCUACACGGCAGCCAUCGAGGAACAAGCGGCUGUGAACGAGCGGCUCCACAACCUGAACCUGCAGGUGUAUCAGCUGCAGAAUGCCCAAACAGAGACCGACAUCCACAAGAGAUCGCUCAGGUGUGUUUCCACUCCAGAGACGCCACAACUGCAAGAAGAAGUCAGAAAGCUGCGCAGCCAACUGGCCAAGGCUGAGAAACUGGACCCGGCUCGUCAGGACAUCCUGGCCCAGGACCUGGCGGAGGCCAUAGAUAGCCAGGUGGAGCUGGCCGCGCAGCUCAGGUGUUACAGAGAGGAGAAUGAGCAGCUGCACAGAGACAAACAAGGGCUCAUGGAUCAGAAGCAGUGCCUGAGCCUCCAGGUGGACCAGCUGACGCUGGACUGUAAAAUGCACCAGCAGAAGAGCACUUUAAUCCAGAGCCAGAUGAGAGAGCUCCAGGCAGAGAGAGACCAGGCAUACCUGUCCAGAGACGAGGCCCAGGCCAUGAUCGCCCGCAUCCUGGCUGAGAAGGACACCCUGAGGUCCCAGCUGGUGGAGCUGCAGGAAAAGGUCUUCAGCCUCCAGGCGACGCGCAGCUCCAAACAACAACGGCAGAGCUCGGAUGAGGCGGAGGUCGCCUGGGAGAGCCCGAGAUCCAGCUGUGAAGAAUUCCAAGGUCCAGCUAGACGCAGACUCUGCCGCAGUAAUGCAGUUAAUCCCUUGUCACUGAGUCCCAGCAGUUCAGAGUGUGAAGAUGUCGCAGCAAGUAGCGUCCGAUCCCGAAACGCUGAGCCGCCAAGCCCAGAGUCCAUCCGGCGGAGGAAGGAAGCUUUAUACGCAGACAGCAGCUUGGAGGCAGCAGAGGCUGAUUAUCUACUGGAUGACUUUGUGUUCCUGCCCAGUGUGGGCAGUGAAGACAAACAGACACCCAGGCUUUCCUCUUCUUGUGGCUCCAGCUCGUACGG